CAACAAGGUUCCCCUCCCUCCCCUCCCCUGCUCCCCCUCUGUUCCUCCGCCCCCUCAUCGCAGCCGCCUCUCUCCCCCGACCAAAAGCCCUAGCUAGCUAGACCCACCCCAUCCAUGGCGACCAUCCCCACCACCGGCUCCGCCUCCCUCCUCCGGGGCUCCGCCGCCCUCCAGAGGGACGGGAGGUCAACCAGGCCGUCGUCGGCGGCCAGGCCGCUGCCGGGGCGACGCGCGCGCUCGUUGUCGGUCGUGCGCGCCUCCGCCAAGGACAUCGCCUUCGACCAGGCGUCGCGCUCCGCCCUCCAGGCCGGCGUCGAGAAGCUCGCCGCCGCCGUCGGCGUCACCCUCGGCCCCAGAGGAAGGAAUGUCGUUUUGGACGAGUUUGGCAGCCCCAAAGUGGUCAAUGAUGGAGUUACAAUCGCCCGGGCUAUUGAGCUUGCUGAUCCCAUGGAGAAUGCUGGUGCUGCUUUGAUUCGUGAAGUUGCUAGCAAGACAAAUGACUCGGCGGGUGAUGGGACCACGACCGCAUCUGUUCUGGCUCGUGAGAUCAUUAAACUGGGAUUGCUGAGUGUUACCUCAGGGGCAAAUCCAGUGUCAAUUAAGAAGGGCAUAGAUAAGACUGUGCAAAGUUUAGUUGAGGAACUCGAGAAGAAGUCACGACCUGUGAAGGGCAGCGGGGACAUUAAAGCUAUUGCUGCCAUAUCUGCUGGAAAUGAUGACUUUAUUGGUACCAUGAUCGCGGAGGCUAUUAACAAAGUUGGCCCUGAUGGUGUCCUCUCGAUUGAGUCAUCAUCGUCGUUUGAGACCACUGUUGAAGUUGAAGAAGGAAUGGAGAUUGACAGAGGAUACAUCUCUCCUCAGUUUGUCACAAACUCUGAGAAGUCAGUUGUUGAGUUUGAAAACGCUAGAGUUCUUGUCACUGAUCAGAAGAUUUCCUCAAUCAAAGAAAUCCUUCCUUUGUUGGAGCAAACUACGCAGUUGAGAGCACCACUUCUCAUAAUUGCAGAGGACGUAUCUGGUGAGGCUUUGGCAACUCUAGUUGUCAACAAGCUUAGAGGAAUUCUGAAUGUAGCUGCGAUUAAAGCUCCUGGUUUUGGUGAAAGGCGCAAGGCUCUCCUUCAGGACAUUGCCAUUGUUACAGGUGCUGAAUUUCAAGCCAAAGAUCUUGGCCAACUGAUCGAGCAGACAACAGUGGAGCAGCUCGGCAUAGCCAGGAAGGUGACAAUCUCCGGGUCAUCCACAACCAUAAUAGCAGAUGUUGCCACCAAGGAUGAGAUCCAGGCCAGAAUCGCACAGCUGAAGAGAGAGCUUUCUCAGACAGACUCCACAUAUGAUUCUGAGAAGCUGGCAGAGAGAAUAGCAAAGCUCUCUGGCGGAGUUGCCGUGAUCAAGGUUGGAGCUGCAACCGAGACGGAGCUCGAGGACCGCAAGCUCCGCAUAGAGGAUGCCAAGAAUGCAACUUUUGCAGCCAUUGAGGAAGGUAUAGUACCUGGAGGUGGUGCGGCCUAUGUUCACCUGUCCACAUUUGUACCAGCCAUCAAGGAGAAGCUGGAUGACCCUGAGGAGCGCCUCGGUGCUGAUAUCAUUCAGAAGGCUCUAGUGGCACCCGCAUCGUUGAUAGCACACAAUGCGGGAGUCGAAGGGGAGGUGAUCGUGGAGAAAAUCAAGGACAGCGAGUGGGAGUUUGGAUACAACGCGAUGACCGACAAGCAUGAGAACCUGGUAGAGGCUGGCGUCAUCGACCCCGCGAAGGUGACGAGGUGUGCCCUGCAGAACGCGGCGUCGGUGGCCGGAAUGGUCCUGACCACGCAGGCGAUCGUCGUGGAGAAGCCUAGCAAGAAGGCCCCCGCGCCCGCCGGGAUGCCCCAGGGCAUGAUGUAGAAGCGCAAUGAUACGUAGCAACCUGGGGGCAUGCAAUUUUAGGGGCAGUGGGAGUGAUCAUUUCUCCAAGGGAGAUAACUGUGGGUACCUCGAGAAAUCAUUGGUGUGUAAUGGAUAGUGAUGACCUGUUCUAUUGUCUAUUUGGUACCGCUAAUAUCGUGAAAACUAUUUUGCCUAGCUGAGUUUGAGAAGAGUAAUAAAUGAGUAAAGUUGAGCA
This is a messenger RNA of Aegilops tauschii subsp. strangulata, 2098 nucleotides long. RefSeq names its product ruBisCO large subunit-binding protein subunit alpha. NCBI's taxonomy places the organism in Eukaryota, Viridiplantae, Streptophyta, Magnoliopsida, Poales, Poaceae. The record is from RefSeq and is a predicted model, not a curated record. Gene Ontology annotation, biological process: protein refolding. Gene Ontology annotation, molecular function: ATP-dependent protein folding chaperone; ATP binding.